GUUAUGUGUCCUUUUCCUGUAAGCCUAUCAAAAUAUAACCUAAAACAACCUUGUGAUUUACUUCUAGAGUUUCAACAUUCAAACAAUUGCUAUUUGAGAAGAUUACCCCUUUUUAUGAGAAGAUUACUUAAAUCAGAGUAACAACUAACCCAUUUCUUUUAACAGAUCCGCAAUUAUUUUCAUCUUAAAACAUGACGUACAUUCUUACAAGAAAAACUUUGCUAUUUUUAAUAAGCCAUAGUUAUUAUAAGUAAAAAAAAUUAGUCAUGUUUUAGAAUUUUGUCAUGAUUUUAUCCUAUUUUAGACAAAUUCAUUUGCUUUAGGUAUUAAAAUCUUAGGGCAGCCCAACACCUAUCCGACCUCGUCUGGCCACUUCACUGGAUCAGACCCGGAUGAAUUAAACCAUGAGUAGGACGUACUGUAAAAAAAUUACUCACUAUAUAAAAGAACUUAAAACAACAAAUUCAUUGAUUUUCUAAAAUUGGAUAUGGCAUGAAUAUUUUUCUAAUAAAGUAUUUCAUGAACGUCCUAAUACUUUCGAGAGAUGCAAUGUGGCUUUUUCCAACCUUGGCUCGUUGUCCUCGAGGCUAAAGACGGUGAGAGAGAGUGCACCGAAAGCAAUUUCCAUCUUGUUUGAUUUCUCUCAUUUCUCUGCUGACUCCUUGCAAAAUCAAAUUUCAGGUUUGCAAAGGAUUUGGAGAUGUUUGAGAUCUGAAUCAUUUCAGGCUUUGGUUGGCCAAAAAGCGGUUUAUGAGAUUGUGAUAAACAGUGUUUGGUUAGUUGUCUUUCAAGAUGUGGAGAUCCAUUUGGAAUGCCAUCACAAGCUUUGGCAGGAAGAAGAGCACGGUUGAGCCAAGCACUGCCUAUAAUGAAUUCUCAGACGACGAUGACAUGGGCUCCAAUGAUAGCAUCGACGAAGUCUUAGAAUGCCCAAUAUGUUGCGAAUCUUUCAACAUUGUAGAGAAUGUUCCCUAUGUCUUAUGGUGUGGACACACCAUAUGCAAGAAUUGCCUCUUGGGACUAAAACGGGCUGCUCUGAAGAUCUCCACAACCCAACAAAUCCAAAUCCCGUUCUUCAUCUCCUGCCCUUGGUGCAACUUGUUGACCCUUCGACUCGUUUUCCAUGGAAUCCUUAAAGCCCCCAACAAAAACUACUUCCUCCUUUGGAUGGUGGAGAGCAGGAAUGGCAACCGCUUCGGGUCCCACAAAUGCACAAAUCACCGGAAUGUGUGGACCCCUUUGCGCGUGAACUCCACCACCAUCUCGAAUGCCAAUUCUUCGUUUGUUGUUGGUGGUGGUGACAUAAAUCGCGUAGUCAUGAACAGUGGUGGAGGCGUCCGUGGUGCUAGGGGUGCUUAUAGGAGACGACCACAGUUUUCUCUUCACAAAUCCAUUGACUUCUUCAUUCGUUUCAUAUCGAGAUUCCCAUUGGUACUUGUGCUUGUUUUUAUGGUUAUCUUUACCAUUCCUUGCAGCAUUGUCAUUCUUAUGUUGUACUUUGCUAUCACAAUCCUCUUUGCGGUCCCCACUUCCAUGGUAAUGUAUUUUGCAUACCCAACUUUGGAUUGGUUGGUGAGAGAGAUAAGCAGCUGAGAAUAUGUUCCUGUCAUCUAUCUUGUGAAGUUUUUUUGCUGUGUCCAAUCAGACUCCAAUAAAACUCUGUAAUAUCAACUUUAUAAUCAUUAGUUUUUUAGUUGAUCUUUUUGUAUAAAGGAUGAUGGUAUACAUAUGUGUCUUUGAUUGAAGGGAAUCCAUGCCUGAACACUAUUUUGGAGACUUAGGCCCCCUUUGAUUAGCA
This is a messenger RNA of Cuscuta europaea, 1798 nucleotides long. The record is from the annotation of a GenBank genome assembly. NCBI's taxonomy places the organism in Eukaryota, Viridiplantae, Streptophyta, Magnoliopsida, Solanales, Convolvulaceae.